Messenger RNA from Lactuca virosa, 366 nucleotides. The record is from the annotation of a GenBank genome assembly. NCBI's taxonomy places the organism in Eukaryota, Viridiplantae, Streptophyta, Magnoliopsida, Asterales, Asteraceae.
AUGUCUCCCGAUCAGGAUCCGACGCGGAUCUCACCUCUCUUUCUCAAUACCCACACAUCUCCGUCAAAGUAUCUCCGAAAUCCGAAAUUGGCGACGACUGCUGCUUCAAUGGUCUUCCAUCACGACUGCUGCUUUGAUUCUUUCCUUGCUGCCCUCCCGAUCUUCAUCUUCUCUGCUCUAGAGGCUUUUGCGUCUUCGCUUCGGCUAAGACAUAGGAUACCUGCAGAUGUGCUUGCUACACAUCCAUUGGUGUCAACAGCUCUCUCUAGCCUAACUUCUGACGUGCUUUCAGAGGAAGCUGUAAAUGUGAUUUCUGAAUUGAUACUCACAACUUACAUAUUCUUCAAGGGUGAUAAGCAAGUCUGA